GUUCUGCCUUGAAGUAACCACCUCCGCUUAAAGCUAGCUGAAUAAAGGUCAGUAAAGGAAAAAAGUUUGAAAAAGUUCAAGUCUUACUUCAUUAAGGUAAGAAUAAUUAUCGGUGUAAUUCUUGGUAAGGAUGAAUAUUACAAUGAAAAAUUUUGUGUCAUACGUGUAUUAAACAUUCUUGCACAUGCAGCAACUUCAAACUCUUAUAAUAGCUUUGUUAUGCUCCAUGCUAAUUUCAUACUAUAGACAGUACAAACGUACUCCUUUAGAUUUAUGCUCAUCAGUGACGAUCUUCUUCUUCAGACACUCUAACCAAGCCACAAUGACAUAACCCUAGCUUGAGACCAUUCCAGGCUCCAGCAACUUUGUCUCUAAUUAUUUAUUAUAUAAUACCUUAUUAAAUUCUAAUCAUUUAAUUGGCUGUUUAUGGUCACGUGAUAUCGAAUAGAAAAUUCCAUUUCCCAAGAGUGCAAUGGAACACGUUCCAUUGCACUCUCCGCGAGUGCAAUGGAAUAAAACGUAUAGUACAAUUGCACUCUUUGUGUUUUCGAUAAAUCGCAUCCCUCAAAAUGCUUCUCAUACGAAUCUAUUAGUCUAUUUUGGUAUUAUAUAAAACAAAUAAUGAAUGUUUCUUCGUGCAAUGGUAAGAAUAUUUUCAUUCGGUGAAAGAUGGAAUGUUCCAUUCAACUCGGCUGUCGCCUCGUUGAAUGGAACAUUCCAUCUUUCACCUCAUGAAAAUAUUCUUACCAUUGCACUCAUAAACAUUCAUUAUUUGUAUAACAUUUAAGACAUCAAGGAUUUGUGUUCAGAAAAUUGAAACCCCAGUUCCAUGUAAAAUCAUGUCGUACUUAAUUCUUCCUCGCUCCCCCAAAUGGCAAAUUAUCAAAACUACAAAAGUUGUUUUGGCCUUUCGGGGUUGUUUACAACAUUGAACUGAGAGCAGGGGCGAAAUUAGCCCCUUUUAAUUCGGGGUCUGCCAGAAUUGCCCUGCCAAAACUGAUGAUGCCCUGCAGCAAAUUUUUAUUUUUGGCCACUAUUUUUCCCAAAAAUGUUGAAAAAUCUUUUCCGGACAUUAAAAAAAAGGGUCAAAAAAUUUUUCCGUACAUAAACCAGUUAAAUUAAGGGUCAAAAAAUUUUUCCGUACAAAUUCCUGUUAAAACAUGGGUGAAACCCUGGCAGUUGGACCAAUAUCUGUAAAAUUUAGGUCUAUAAAUUCUAUUCAAUUCCCUCUGAAAGCCCUGUAUAAGUUACUUCAUAACUCUACAUUCUAUCAUUGCCCUGCCGAUCCAGAUGAUUCGUUUUUUUUAGGGGAGUAUCACCCCCCCCCCCCAUAUGCCCCUCAAGUUUCGCCCCUGACUGAGGGAGAAGGGGUGACGUAAUUCGAUAUUUUUUCACCUGAAUUUAAUUUCAACCAAGUCGAAUACUUCAAGACUAUCAGUUAUAGAAAAUAUAAAUAUAAUAUAUACCAUAUUGUCUUUGAGAAAUUAAAUCUUAAAAAUCCUGGUGUUUCUGCUAUAUUUCACCAAAGGCUAAGACUUAAAAACAGUCUCUGUUUAUUUAGCCUGGUAAUCAGCGUGUUUAAAAUAUAAAGUAAUGCAAAAUUGUGGCGACUAUAGUUUUCAAAUCCAGGUCAAUGGACAAUGAAAAUGAUGUUGUAACUGUAACUCAGUAACUCUGAACAUCUAUUUUCUUCGAGUUUAAGUGCAACCCUAUACUUUGCCAGCUUCUUGUUCAAAUUUCAAUCUAUACCCUUCGUGUAAAGUAGUUCUUAAUUCUUAUGCUUCUUCGAUUACACAGAGUACAGUAGAGCCAGGUUUGGCUUGCUUUAAGGGGCGGACCAUUUGAUUUUUGAGGGGGGGUUGGAAGAUUUCGAAAAAAAAUUUCCUGCAAUCCAAGGCGGAAAAAAAUCAUACAGCAUAUAAUCGAGAAAAAAAAUCAUGCAAAAGAGAGCGCUCAAAAAAAAAUUCCUACAUGUAAAUCUACUGACGUUCUUCACUUCAGUAUUGUGUCCACAGGCUUUAUGCACGAUUUUGCAUUUUUGAGCAGGCACAUUUGCUUAAAAGAACACGGGGUGAACAGACAGAACAGUGGACAAUAUCACAGGGAUUCUACCGCCUUUGGAGCCCAUAACAUACGAUAGCCAGUGGCGUUCCCUGGCAAAAUUGUUGCCCACCCUGAGAAAAUCUGGGCUUAAGAUGUGUACAAUUAAUUAAGGUGGCUCCCUACAGUUAGUACAGUUUAAAUACGAUUUAUAUAGAUCAGACUUCAUCCUCGCGACCUGCGCGUGGAAUCGUGUUUACUGUUGAAACAAGCCGUGGGAAGUUUUUUGGCGUUUUUAUCUACAAAGAAAGCCCCAGUUUUUCAUUAUAAUCCUAAUUUUUUCUGAAUUCGAACAGUACGUAUGUUAUUAACUAGUUUAACCUAUCUUUUAGUGUGUUUUUACGUAUUUACGUUCAGUAUUGUCUUUCAUAUUGCUCAAAAUUUUCAACUUGUUGUUUUGCGAGCUGUCAAACUGAAAUGAUACUGUCUUCUAUUAACUCUUGAACAGUAGUGAACUGUUCCCGAAACUUAUAUAAGUUCUGUCAAUCAAUUCAAUUUACAGGUAUCGUUUUAUCUGCUAAAUCAAAUAAAACAGUUAUGAGUUGUUUUAUAUGAAAAGUUGAACUUGUAGUUCGAUGUUUUGGAAAGUUUUCACACCGAUUUUAACAACAAAAACAAAUGUAAACUAACACUGGAUUUAAUACAAUGCCUAUAAUAGUGUUUUUUAUUGGUAUUUUCAAGAUUAAUAUUUUAUUUUCAUGUCAAACAAGUCAGAAAUGUCUGUUUUCGUAUGUAUUGUAAGCCAAAAAGUUGAAAUCACUAUAAAUCACACGCUACAAUUUACACGCAUGCGCAGAUCGUGCUCAUGUCGAGUCGAUUUUUUUUCAUGCUGGCCACGCCGAUUUUAGCGUUGAUUUUCUCGUGUUUUCUUCGGUGAAAUUUUUUUAAACUUUGUAUUUUUGUUAUACAAGACGAGUGGUACAACAUAUCCAAAUUUUAAGAAAUUCUACAAAUAACGUUUUCUGUAACCGUCAUUCACGAAUAUCUCGAAAACUUAUUUGUAAAUUCCCUCCAUUUUGAUAUGUUUUUCCUUUAUGGACCAUAAAUCUUCAAAAAAAAUUUCAGAAAAAUUCACCGAAGGAAAAUAUAGAUAUUGUCAAUUUAUUGUGAAAUUAAACAAUAAAAGUGCAAAAGAUUAAACGUCAUGGUUGCCAUGGCAACACAAACACUGUUUUAAUUUGUUCAUAAAUGAACAGCACACAGCUUCUGAACUUUCCUGGAAAUGAUCAUAUUGCCUUGUCUUAAGUGUAUCUAAUAUAAAUUCGGUUCAAAGCGAACGAUACUCAAAAUACCUAGAAUUUUAGAGAACUGUAGGGAGUCACCUUAAGUUUAUAAGUUAUUUAUAAAUAUCUAAUAUGCAUGGUAGAAAAAGUAUUUUUGGAUGGUUGAGUCUGUGUGCGUUUUUUGACAACAUAGCUCCAAACUAUUAAAGCUUCAAAGGCCCAUCUACAGGAUGCAAGUUGAACGUACUGUAUAUACGAUGAUUUUAAUGCGCAAAUGCCAGUUUAGAGUCUCGAUUUUAAAAAAUUUCUGAAGAGGAUGCAACCCGAUCCCCAACAAGCUAUCUGUAUGAACGAUUGAAAAGCUACAGAGCUAUAUUUGCUGGAACAUUGUUGUUUCGGAGGGCAGUUAAAAAUCGCAUUAUUGAAAUCUUGUUUUAUUACAUAUUAAUCAAAGCUCAUUUUGUGAUUUUCCCUUGUUUAAAAUAAAGGACAGUAAGUGUUCCUUAGGCUUAGUACAGCAAAGUUGUUGGACGAAUCCAUGACUGAAAAAUAUUCGAGUCCAUGACUGAUAAAUAUUAAAUAAAAUUUUAAAAUUUUCGAGUACUCUACUCUAUCCCUGCAUGUUUUAGGUUUUGGUGCAGUUAUACAUUUUUUUAAGUAAACCUGCACGCUUUAGUGUGGGGAACAUUAAGACAUAACCAUAUAAAAUAAAGCACAGUGAAAAUUCCUUGGCCCCUCUUGGAAUUCAGUUCUCGGCCUCCUCUGACUGAAAACCCCGGCUACGUCUCUGACGAUAGCCAGGGGCGCCGGACCCACAGGGGCAGCGGGGGCAACUGCCCCCGUUGCCCAAAUAUUGUGGGGGCAGCACGGGGGCAACAGGUUGCCCUUUUUGCCAGAAUUGCAGCUCCAAAUUUUUGCAUUAUUCAAAGGAAUUUGAAUUUAGAACUAUUUUUAAGCAAUGUUUAAAGAUGCGGUACAGUCCGUAUGUAAACAAAUAUGAUUUCUGCGCAUACUACGAUUUAUGCGCAUACUAUGAUUUAUGCAUAUAUAGAGAUUACUUCAUAGUUGAUGAGCGCGUACGAUUUUUAUGCACGAGUUGCGAAAAAUUCCUAUAAACGAACGAGUGAGCGCAGCGAACGAGUGAGUUUAUAGGAAUUUUUUGCAACGAGUGCAUAAUAAAAAUCGUACAAGCGAAUCAACCAUGAAGUAAUUUGUUUAUUAUAUGAGUUAUUAUAUAUUAGAGUGAAAUUUAAGUGCUGAACGAUAGACACAAUUCAAACCAAACGUUUCAAACAUAUAUAACAUGCAUCAAAAAGUACAACAAUAGCUACAACAAAUGAAUUAUUUCGCUUUAAAAUUCUUGUAUUAUUAUUCUCCUGUUGUUCAAUGAAUUCGCUUACGGAUGGUGUCUCUGCGAAGCGUGAAGCCAUUUCAAAUCAAAAGUCGAACGGACAUAUAUCUAAAAAAACUGAUUGUUGUUUUCUUGUACGCCAGUGGCGCGGCGGGAAAAGUAAAUACGAAAUUUUUCACUAGUGACAAAUUCCGUACGUCCAAUGAGAAGGCAAAUACAACGUUCUUCAAUAGUGGCGAAUGUCGUAUGUCCAAUGAGAUCCUCAGACAUUUUAGGCAUAUGGUUUUUAUUCGACAACUUUAUCGCGUAUAAAAUUCAAUACUCAUAUAAUAAACUAUAACAUGUUAGUUUGCGCAAUAUAAAUAUUAAAUAUUAUUAUUAUUAUUACAAAGGCUUUGUUUACAUUUCGGUAUCCAAAAUAUAGUAUUUUAUUCGACAACUAUUUAUAUUUUCAUGAUUCUAGAGUAUAAUAAAUUAUCCAGACACAACAAUCAAGCUUUGCAAGAAGAUAAAAUGAAAUAAAAACCUAAAUAAACUGUUUGUAUCUCGGUUUGUAUAAUAAAAAGAGGGCUCCUUUGUGCACAUACGCAGAUCGGACUGUACAGCAUCUUUAAGCAAUCUUUGCUUAAUUUUUAACCAGUUGUAGUAAAAUUAAUGCUAAAUCAAGCAAUUUACGUCCGUUUACUGAUUUUAUUUUGCGCCUUUAAACCAGGGAUGCCGGAAGUUGCUGAGGGCAAAGGGUGCGAUUUGCUAUCAAACGGGCAUAUUUCUUAAAAAAUGUCAGAAACAAAAGUGAAAGGGCACUUGCCUACUUCUAACCUAAUUUAAAAUCAAACACAAGCAAUAUUUAAAAGCAAGCUUUUAUUAAUUUCAAACAUUAAAAUAAGGCACACAAAAUUAGCAGAACAGUUUCGCUAUCUCUUCUACGGAAGAAAGUAUAGGUUAUGAAACUAAAUCGUUCAUUUUUUGUAAUAUAAACUUAGUAAUAAACUUAGUAAACACCUCCGGAGUAACCUUUUCUUUGUGAGGAUUUCGAUAUAAACUGUUUUUCUGCUUAUUUGCUAACCGCAGGGGCCCUCAUCGGCCAAGUCCUAUCGACCAAAAAAUAGGGAACGUACGUAAAAAUGCAGGUUAAGAGUCAAUGGGGAAAUGAAAAAUUAAUAAUGAUAAACAAUAAAGCCUCCAUCGAAGACAUUAACUGAUUUUUUAUUCCAUCUCAAAUAAAACAAAAGUCAUUCGUAUUAGUUGUUACAUGUGUUGGAGACUGUUAAUAUUAUAGUGAUGGAAUUUUCCAGAGCAUGCUAUAAUAUUCAAUAUAAUAAAAAAAUAUCUCAGUCAAACAAUGACAACAGUCACCAGGGUCUCCACACCAAAUAUGCCUAAGGGACCCCUCUUCCUCCGUUACACACUGCUGUUUGUGUGAAAUGAUUUAAUUAAAUCUAUUCGUUUUAAGUCUUUUGUGCACACGUUGUACCCAUAAUCUGCACCCGCACUGUACCCAUAAUCUGCACCCAAAAAGUUAUGAAUGCAAAAAGCAUGGGGUGCACUUGCACCCGUGUUUCCGGCAUCCCUGGGUGCAACGAAUAAAAUUGUUCAAAUUAAUGUCGAAGUUUGCGACCCAUAAUAGCCAGAAGUAAUUGAGUGUCCAUACGGUAAAGUUUUAACAAAUAUUGCUGCCCAGAAAAAUGAUGGCUGAGAAGCAAGUGCCCUUUUGAAAUGGCUGCCCCCGCCGCUUCACAUUGCUUCCGGCGCCCCUGACGAUAGCUAUAUGAAAGUCUUAAGUUACUGUAAGCCAUUAUUAUGAGAGGCAAAAAAAAAAUCCUGCCGCGAAAUAUAUUGGGAAAAAAAUAUCUUGUUACAGAAAAAAAUAUCUGUCUUGUUCCCCUGGGUGGAAACAAAUUCUUGCACAGUCUGAAUCUUCCAACCCCUCAAAAUUCAAAUGGUCCGCCCCUAAAUAAAGAAUAUUUAUGUUUUAGAUUACAUACACCAAGAAUCAACAAUGUCAAUGCGUACGCUAUUUCUGUUUUCCGUUGUGUUCUCAAUCACUUUCGUGACAAUCCAAAGUCUUAGCUGUAUGCCAUGCGGAAAGUGGCCAUGUCGUCCUGAAAACAAGCUAAACUGCACAGGAGGUUUAACUUUGGGUAUCUGUGGAUGUUGUAAUGUAUGUGCAAAGGUCGAGGGUGAGGAAUGUGGGGGAAUGUGGGAUUUGCUUGGCACGUGUGAUGAUGGUCUGACGUGCGUUCCUGAGCAAGCGUCAGAAGACGAUUUAGACGAUUCAGACUCUUAUUAUUUCAACGACCUGCCGGGUAAAUGUGUGGCUGAUAAUGUUGCGAUAUAAGGUAAUGGACCAGAGCUCAAACGUAGUUUUAAGCUAAGGAACAGUGGACCUAAUUGACUAAUGUGUUGCCCAUUGCAACCCCAUUGCUUGAAUUUUAUGCUCGGUUACCUAAUUUGUCCAUGAAUUAGGAGAUGGGAUCUUUAAAGGUGGUCUGAGGGGCUUGUAUUUUUGAGCCUCUUAAUUAGUGAGGUGGAUAAGUGAAACGAUAUAUAUUGUACAUUUUGUGAAGAAAGCACCAUAUUGAAAGGAUGUGUAGACUUUGACACAAGUAUGAAUAUCAGACUUGGAGGCAUCUGUGAAGACUGUGAAAUUAACGCUAAAAGCCUAAAGCCCUGGGCAAACUAGAAAACAUUGUUGUGGAAACAUUUAUGAUUCGCGAUGUUUCCUCAAAAGUUUCUCUGUUUGCCCACCCGUGGAAACAUUGUUGCGGAAACAAAAUUUGCUUCCCGAGAAGCAAUGUUUCCUAGCAAAUUCAGAAACAUUUGAUGUUUCCCUAUGUUUCUCACUAAUGUUUCCUAGUGUUUGCCCACUCUGGGAAACAUGGUGCAACAUUGUCAUUGGCAGGAAACAAUGUUUCCGCAAGGAUGUUUCCUAGUUUGCCCAGGGCUUUAAAAUAGCCAAAAAUUUGGAAUUUCUGACAUUUUAUUAUAAACUUCCGUUACUGCUCGAAAUCUUAAAAUUCUAAAGUACUUCGCAAAAAAAUGAGUUCUAUGGCUGAAAAGUAAACAACAAAAUGUUUAUGGAACAUUAAAGCAGUUUUUUGAUUCCCCAAAUAUUUCCUGAGUUGCAACCUGUUAAAAAAGGCGAUUUGAAGCUAGUGCCAGUCUUUGCACCAAUUUUUAUAUCAAUUUUGUGCGAUUCGAAACUGGUUAGUCUCCCUCGCAGCCUGUUCGCGGGUGCGAGGGAGACUAGAAACUGGUUAACUUAAAAACGACUUGGCAAAAUAAAAAAAACUGCGUUUAUUAAUAGUAUUCUAUAGAUAGUUUUUUGUGUACGUUUCAAUUACCAUGUAACUUAUUUUUUCAGAUGCCUUCAUAUCUGAUAUUCAUACUUUUGUCAAAGCCUACACACAUUGUCAAUAUGAUGGUUCCCUCACUAACUGCACAAUUAUUACGAAAUUGUGUGCUUAUAAAUCCGCCCUACUAUCUCGAGCUUGAUUUUCCGCAUGUUAGACACAAUUUUUGAUAUACCUCAUCCGCCAGACAAAGCUUUGAUCAAGGGAAUACUGAAACGUACACUCUUCUUAAAAAGUUAUUCUUCACCUUUGCUCAUAUUUAGAAAGAAGGAACCUUCAUUUGGGGAGGGGGGGCUGGGCAAACAUUUAUCACUCUAUUUACUGAGACCGAGGGAAACAGUGUGUUUUGUGGACCCGAGACCGCCGUUCAAACGAGUUUUAGGUAGUUACGUUUCUUCCCAAAUGUAACGGAUUUAAAAGUAUAGUAAUUGAAGGAAAACGAAAAGAAUUUCCUAUCUAUUGCUAAUCCAGGUCUUUCGGCUUCUCAAUCGUUGCUGUCAGAUCUUUUAAUUGAAAUUAACAGGCUUCUCUCUCUUUUCAGGAAAUUCUGAUGAAUGAUGCUAUAUAUCUUUAGUAAAAGUUCCAUUGCAUGC
Paramuricea clavata is the source of this 8620-nucleotide messenger RNA. The record is from the annotation of a GenBank genome assembly. NCBI's taxonomy places the organism in Eukaryota, Metazoa, Cnidaria, Anthozoa, Malacalcyonacea, Plexauridae.